UGCGGGUAAAAUUAAAAUUGUUGUCAAUUUUUGCUUUGAUUCUCGUAUCGAAUUUUGAUGUUGUCGCAGCUGGGAACAACUUUGAUGAAGGUAUGAGUAUUUAAAAACCGGUUGUGUACACGAUACUCGAGAGAUAUGUUUUUCUGGAAGCAAACUUAAUAUAGAUAUAAGUUGUUUUUAGAAAUAUUUUUAUUCAAUUUUAUAGAUGGACUUUUAAAAGAAAGUCGCAUUAAACGCUUAGAACAAAUUGCUGAGAUAGACAUUUCAACUGGAAUGCCUCGUGGAGGGGUAGACUCAACUGAUUCAAUUAAAUUCGAGGAAUAUAAAUAUCUUGAAGGAAAUGUGGAGUAUAAAACCCUUUUCGAGACAUUUAAUAAAGCUUUUGAAAGACUUGUAAAUAAAGUUGCCCAAUUUGCUCAACUAACUUUAAAAAAUAUUAAUAUAUCUCUUGAUGAAACAGAUGUUAUUGCUAAUGAAUUAAAAAAAUAUGAUGAAAUUGUAAAAAAUAGUAAAAAAGUUGAUGAGAUGUUAGAAGAAAAGGUAAUGAGUAGAACUGGACACAGCUGAAAAAAUUUUUUUUAAUAAUUCGUAUAAAAUUUUGGAGAUCCAUCCGACCCUAAAUAUAGCUAUAUCGUAUUUAUUCGAACUGAAUGAAUUCCAUCUAUUUUUAAUUCCCUAAAAGGGCAUUCGAUUGGAAGGUCAGUUAAUUAUAAAUUUCAAGGAAUCUGCUACUUCGUCGGUUAGAGAAAACUACUUGGAAUUGAUAAAUAUAAUUAUAAAAUGCAAAACAUUUAUGAUAAAUUUACAUACAAACGGCUCAGAAGGCUCUUUGAU
Messenger RNA from Meloidogyne enterolobii, 834 nucleotides. NCBI's taxonomy places the organism in Eukaryota, Metazoa, Nematoda, Chromadorea, Rhabditida, Meloidogynidae. The record is from the annotation of a GenBank genome assembly.